Molecule: messenger RNA, 630 nt
Organism: Verruconis gallopava
Lineage: Eukaryota; Fungi; Ascomycota; Dothideomycetes; Venturiales; Sympoventuriaceae
Exons: 4
Coding region: 1-630 (209 amino acids)
Source: RefSeq, a predicted model, not a curated record
AUGGCGCCUCGCCUUCGUGAACCAAUCUUCAAGGCCAUCGAGCCUAGCCACCUGGAUGGUAUCUUCGUCUGUGGGGUUAAAGGAAUCCAGCCUCCUGAAUGUGCCAUAUGGUAUCUCGCUCGUGGUUACAGAGUCUUCGACGCUACCAACUUGCUUCCGCUCAUAGCACGUCUGGCUGGAGUUGGUGAAGCCACGAAACUUCGACUCUUCGCUGUAAGAUAUCCGCCCCAGUAUAAGCCACGGACGCAAGAGCCUGCAUAUACCACAUCUCCAUUCAGCCUCGGCGGAGUCAAGGACGCAUACAAGAGCCAAAUCCGCGAGGUUGACUACGCGUCAGAAAGGCUGAGGCAGCAUGGCGAGAGGCGCAUCCCGAGCUCCUUGAAUCGGCAGAGUUGCGAUGCCGCAAUUAUCUUGCCAACCGUGAUACCUUUCGCAAAGCAUACCCUCGCGACAAACAAACCUCGUAGAGGCAAUGACGACAUCCUUCUCAAGCUCAUCGAAAACUCCGAGGACCAACGUCAUUUGCGUGGUGUGAGGAAAGGAGCCAUGUCCGACCCUCCCGAUGUCUCAUAUCGACUGUACCCACGUGCAGAUGCAACGAUGACUGAAGGCGGCGAGAUGCACAAAUAG